AUGAAUUACCAAGCCGGUUCAGGCUCUAAUCUGGGGAAUAACCCAACUAAUCCCGUUGUCUCUGAUCUCAAUGGUGUAGAAGAAACAGAAAAAAUAAAGGUGGAACUCUCGAAACAAUUGGAAUACCUAUGCAAGUCGUUAGAGGAAAAGUUCAAAGCAAUGGAAAGUGUUGGCUAUCACUGCGAAAUCGAUACUAAAGAUUUGAGUUUGGUUUCAAACUUAAUACUUCCUCUUAAGUUCAAAACUCCAGAGUUUGAGAAAUACAACGGGACUAGCUGUCUCGAAGCUCACAUCACCAUGUUCUAUAGACGAGUGGCAGGCUAUGUCAAUAAUGACCAAUUAUUGAUUCACUGUUUCCAAGAAAUUCUGGUUGGGGUAGUAUCUAAAUGGUACAACCAAUUGAGCCGUACCCAGAUCAAUUCAUGGAAAGAUCUACCACAAGGUUUCGUGAAGCAGUAUAGUCACGCGACGGGCAUGACUCCUGAUAAAAUCAACUUGCAGAACAUGGAAAAGAAACCAAAUGAGAGUUUCCAGCAAUACGCCCAAAGGUGGAGGGAAGUUGUCAUACAAGUCCAGCCACCUCUCCUAGAAAAAGAAACCACCAUGCUAUUCAUCAAUACCUUAAAGGCUCUAUUGAUCACUCAUAAGUUGGGGAGCGCUACUAAAAGCUUGUCAGAUAUAGUGAUGACCAGUGAAAUGAUUGAAAACACAAUAAGAAGCGGGAAGAUAGAUGCGAGAGAAAGUGCCAAGAGGUCAACCUCAAAGAGAAAUGAAAAUGAAGUGAAUAAUAUGAGCAAAGGGUAUUACAAAUCAGUUACUGUAGGCCAACCGAAUAUAGUAACCACCAACCAUCGGUCUCUUCGAGACAAGUAG
Molecule: messenger RNA, 873 nt
Organism: Gossypium arboreum
Lineage: Eukaryota; Viridiplantae; Streptophyta; Magnoliopsida; Malvales; Malvaceae
Exons: 1
Coding region: 1-873 (290 amino acids)
Source: RefSeq, a predicted model, not a curated record